This is a messenger RNA of Acanthosepion pharaonis, 453 nucleotides long. NCBI's taxonomy places the organism in Eukaryota, Metazoa, Mollusca, Cephalopoda, Sepiida, Sepiidae. The record is from the annotation of a GenBank genome assembly.
AUGCUGCGUUGUUUGCGAGGAAAGAAAUCCUGGAAGCAUGAUUUAAAAGUAGCGGACAUGCGGAAGGUUGAAAGUAAACGCUUAAAUCUUCUCGAAUCAAAAAGUUACAUCACCUAUCAUCAUGCAGAGGAUAUGAACUCAAGGUUCCACGAAUUUAAUCUUCAAACAAUAUUGUCUUUGGAUAUCUUCAAGUCUUUCUUUCUUUCUCGUAUUUGUUUGUCUUUCUUUCUUUCUUUCUUUCUUUCUCGUAUUUGUUUGUCUUUCUUUCUUUCUUUCUUUCUUUCUUUCUUUCUUUCUAGUAUUUGUCUUCCUUUCUCGUAUUUGUCUUUUUCUUUCUUUCUUUCUCAUAUUUGUCUUUCUUUCUUUCUUUCUUUCUUUCUUUCUUUCUCGUCUCUGUUUUCCUUUCUCGUCUCUGUCUUUCAUUCUUUCUCGUCUUUCGUUCUUCCUUUCUAG